Molecule: messenger RNA, 303 nt
Organism: Adineta steineri
Lineage: Eukaryota; Metazoa; Rotifera; Eurotatoria; Adinetida; Adinetidae
Source: the annotation of a GenBank genome assembly
AUGUCAAACUCAUCACAAAAUACAAUAAAUAGCAAUAGUGCUGCUCAACAAAUGAAAUCGAAUGAUCCAGCCGAAAUAUCAAAUUCUUCAAAUUCUUCAGAAAAAAGAUCUUUUUCCGAAGAUAUCGAUACUCAAACAAAAAAAAUUAAAAUUGAAACUCCAUUACUUGCACAAAAAGCUUCGAUGCCUUCUGGUACAAGUGCUGUAGCACCCAAAUUUAUGAGUGCAGCUGCUAUGGUUGCAUCACGUUUAGAAAUUAAAGAUGAAGAGUUUCUCAAGUUUGCAAUCAAAUUUCGAACGUGA